CUGAUCCAGAAUAAAAUUGUUUGAUUAAUUAUUUAUUUAUUAGUAUUUAAUAAUUAUAAAUGUUUUUAUUUGUAAUUUAAUAUUUUAUUCUAUAUUAUCGGCGCUCUUUUAACUUUUAUUAGUUAUCUAAAAAAUACGUUAACAAUGGUAUACCAUCCUGAUUUGUAUAGCAACGCAAAACAGAACAGAAAAGGUAAAUUUAAAAAAAUGGAGGAACAAAUUUUCAGUUUAUCUGAAAUGGGUAACUUAGUGCCAUUAAUUGAAGAAAAUCAAACAAACGAAUUGUUGAAAGAGGAUAUACAAAUUAAAGACAGCGAUAUUUUAUAUUUUUCUCAAUAUGGACAUUUGACUACGUCAGCGGAAGAAGGAGAUAUUCAGAUUUUGAGCGAUAUUCAGGAGGGUUCAAGCAUGCCAUUACAAGGUACAGCGGAACGCAUUAAGAAUAAAUUUCAUACCCAAAUGGGUUCAGGAUUGACCAGCAAUAGAGUUAAAAAUUUCCAAGAUGACGUCAAGAAUGAGCAAAAUUAUAAAUUGAAACUGAAGGAAGUAGAUGGAAAAAGCGUUAAAUCUUUUGAAUGCGGAGUUUGUGGAAAGGAGUUUGGACAUCAGUACACUCUAAUGCGACAUUUGCCAACGCACACCGACGAACGCAAAUUUAAUUGUCCCACUUGCGGAAAAUCUUUUCGUCAGUUGUCGACAUUAUCUCAACAUAAAGCGAUUCAUUCAACCGAACGGCCUUACAUUUGUGAGGUAUGCAACAAGAAUUUUAAUCGCAUCUCCACGCUGAUUUCUCACAGGAAGACUCACAGUGAUAUCAAGCCUCACCGUUGUCCUAUUUGUAACAAGUCGUUUCAUCAGAAGGGUAAUUUGCGUAAUCACAUUUUCACACAUACGAACGAGAGGCCGUACAAGUGCGACGCUUGCGGAAAAGGAUUUAACCAAAUGUCCAACCUGAUGUGCCACAAGAUCAAGGCUCACCAACAAGGAGACCUAAGCCCGCGCUACAUUUGUCGGGUUUGUGGCAACUAUUACUCGAAAAGGGCCAAUUUAAGACAGCACGAACAUUUUAGACAUGGAGUGGUGUGCAAGAAAGACGAAUCUUUCGAUAAUAUGAAUGCAGUAGCUGUAAAUCCCAUCCGCACAAAAGCAAUGAGAGACGUAUUAGAAUCUGGUGCUACACCUUUUGCUUUAUUGCGGCCUUUGUCCGGAAUUCCCGUUUUAGUGCGCGUAGAGGUCGCUGGCGAACGUCAUAUGCUGGUGCCUGCUACUGCAGAGGACUUGAAGAAAGCAGGGCAUAUUUCUAUCAAGCCCAAACUGGUUGAAGGUGAAGAAGCGGGUAGUAGUGACGGCGAUAAAGAGAAUCGUGGUCAAUCCAAGACGACAGGUUCGGUGGUUCAGAUCAGCGUUCCAGUUGUAGCUACCAUUAUUCAGCAAAGUUCGGGACACGAUGGUAGUUUUAACAUGAAAGUCGUGAGUCCAAGCAAGGAAGGAGGAAGCUCGGCACCUAACAGCGUUGUAUACUCUUCUACGUUGAUUCAUGAAACUCCCGAAACUCCAAGUAAGUCAAACAUACAGACACUUUCAUUUAGCGAAAAUGUGUCAUCCAAAACAACGAAUUUACCGAUGCAGUCUAUGAACUAUAAUGUACAGGCUUGUUACGAGAGAGAAAAUGAAAAUAACUUUGACUUAAAGUUGUCCGAAAACAAGUCUUUCAGCGAUUCUGGAUAUGGCCAAGGAGAAAGCCCAAGUAAAGUGGUCGUUGAAAGAUUAGAACCGUUGUAUAAAAUCUAUCUUUAAUUAUUCUUUUUUAGGUUGAAUAUUGCGUUUCUUGUUUGGUUUUAUUUUGUUAUGUGAAUUGUAAAAGUUUAUUCACUGUUUUGUUUAAGAAAUUUUAUCCAAUGUUAAGUCUAAUAUGUUUAUUUUUUUAUUUCUGAAGUUAUUUCAUACUUUUAGUAUUGCACAGACUUAUCAAAUGUAUUAUUUAAUGAUGUAUGAAAUAUAGUUUAAAUUAAAUUUGUACUUGUUUAAGAUAUCGAAGAAUAAUUUGUUGUUUUAUGAGAAUUCUAUUGUGUUUGUAUUGUAAAACAGAAUCUAUUUAAGUUUUGUAUAUAUUUAGUUUUGUUUAAAUUCUUAAUAAUGCAUAGUAUACCGGUUCCGUCUCAAAAGUCUCUUUUUUAUUUUUUUCAG
Messenger RNA from Sitophilus oryzae (rice weevil), 2187 nucleotides. Its product is annotated as zinc finger protein 436-like. The coding region runs from base 145 to 1797 and encodes 550 amino acids. Gene Ontology annotation, biological process: regulation of transcription by RNA polymerase II. Gene Ontology annotation, molecular function: RNA polymerase II cis-regulatory region sequence-specific DNA binding; DNA-binding transcription factor activity, RNA polymerase II-specific. Lineage: Eukaryota; Metazoa; Arthropoda; Insecta; Coleoptera; Curculionidae. Gene Ontology annotation, cellular component: nucleus. The transcript has 12 exons. The record is from RefSeq and is a predicted model, not a curated record.